Messenger RNA from Microbotryum saponariae, 4239 nucleotides. The record is from the annotation of a GenBank genome assembly. Lineage: Eukaryota; Fungi; Basidiomycota; Microbotryomycetes; Microbotryales; Microbotryaceae.
AUGCUCGCUGCUUCGAGCUCGAACCACACCAAUGGCAACACCCCGGGCAUAGGCAGUGCGAUGAACCACCCGCACAGCCUGCACAACUUGCCCAAGUCGAAUCCGGCGACACCGACCUUUGCGCCCCCCACUUUGGGUUCCAGCUCGAGUUCGACUUCGACCACGACGACGGGUGGCCAGCAGCUGCAGCAGCUGCAGCAGAGACCGGCCACUGCAUCGGCUGUACUCGCUUCGGCUAGCACAAGCACCAGUCUCGCCAAUAGUAGCAUGCGCAAUGGCAGCACCGCACCCCACUCGGCCACCCGAUCGGACCCACUCCCCACCAUGAUCGACGGCCACGACCCACUCACCACCGGCCGCAACUACCUCGAGCUCAUCCGCAGCUGGGACGACGACGACAUCGCGCGCUGGUUGAACGAGAUACGCGUACCCCAGUAUGAACCCCUGUUCCGCCAGAACGACAUCCGAGGCACGGUCCUGCUCGACGUCGAUCAGACCGCGCUCAAGGAGAUGGGCCUGCGCAGCGUCGGCGACCGCGUAAAGAUCGUCGUCGCCAUCAAGAACCUCCGCCAGCGCUGCGUCAAACAGGCUUUCAACGAGCGAGCCAGCGUCAGGGCCCAGCAACUGCAGCAACAGCAACAGCACUCGCUUCCGUCACCGGCUCGUACCGGUCCCAUCCUACCACCGCCGAACGGAGGGCUGCUCGCCAGUCGCAAGGUCGGCAGCGGUCGCAUCUCGGGCAGGAUACCGCCCCCCUUGCACCUCGCCAACUCCAACACGGUCCCUUCCCUCUCCAACUCGGACGUACCUCAAGCGUGGCAAGCUUCGGUCCCGAACUCCAAUUCCGCCUCGACGGUGACUCUGGGACGAUCCAGCUCAUUGGCCUCAAAACCGUUGGGCGCACCCCCACACUCGCUGGCCGCAGCAAGGGCCGCCUCGCCUGGCCAACAUCGAUUGGGCACAUCUCCCCCAACCUCGGCCUCGUCGCUGAACCAUCUUGGUCGCACACCGAGCAUCUCGACCACUGCCGCAAGCCCAUCUCGUCCCAACUCAACUCUGACCGUUUCGGGUGGUGGCGCCUCGACCUCAAACUACCACCUGCGCACGGGGCCCGCGACCUCGGCAGGACCACGAUCCGCACAGCUCGCGCAACCCGUCAUCUCUCCCCAACACCGUAAAUCGUCGUCAACGUCCGUACCACCACGGCCUCCUCCGCAUGGUAACUCGCCGACGCAGGAAGGAUUCAGCAUCGCGACAUACGGUCGAGGAAGUCCGGCCCCUUCGACGACGCCCAAGUUGUUACCUUCUCUGGUCAUUGGCGGUGCGCAGAUGGGUACCUCUUCACCUACUGGGUUCGACAACCCGACCGUCUCGAAUCUCUCCCGAUCCGCCUCGCUCAACGCCCGACCAGGAUCCGCGCCCAGUAUCCCAGCCUCGACGAGCACCUCGAGCCUCAACGCCGUCAUGCGCAAGGCCGUCAAGUUUAUCGGUGACGAUGGCGUGAGCAAGAUGAUCGCUGUUUCAGAUUGUCGAGAUGGUCGAGAGGUGAUGACAAGGGUCGUCAAGAAGUUCAUGCCUGUUGCCACGGCGGCCCAUCUGGGGUCACCUCAGCUUGAUGUCGAUGAGCUUGAUGAUUGGGAGGUCUAUGCACUGGCGGCUGAUGGGUCGUGUGAGUGCAGUUUGGAGUUUUGUGCUGACUUCAUAUUGGUAUACUGACGGAUGCAUGUAUUGAAUGCCAGCCCGCCUGUUGAACGAGUCCGAGCUGCUGCGAAUCUGUCAAGAAGCCGAUGCGCCGGAGCGACAGCGAGGUUUGGGGGUCCGCAGCGUGCGACAAGCCGAACUCGACCAGUCGGCACGAGGUAAACGAGGACGCAAGCUACGAUGGGUCUUUGGGGAAGCCAACACGCCCGACUCAAAUAGACCUGGAGGCGUCGCCGCUUCUCCGACCUCACCGGGUCACUUGACAUCCGAAAUUCCAUGGACUUCGGUCGAACCGGCCUCGCCUUCCUCUGUUAUUUCUCCCAUCUCCCCCGAGGAGCGAGCCGAUUCCCAUUCGACACUGCCCAACUCGCUCUCACUAGGCAAUAACAGCAACAAGCGAAUGACGAAUCGCGCUUCGGUUGUUUCCGUCAUGUCCGGUCUUGGAGGCGCCGAUCCCGACUCACCCUCAUCGCGCGACACGGUGCGCACUUCACCUUCCGCUUCGAGUGGUCUGCUCAAUUCGGGACGUCGACUACGCAGUUUCUUUGGCCAACGUCCCCCAAGCGAGUUGAUCGCAACGCAUUUGACCGAAUACUUCCCCAAAGCGGAGAAGAACAAACUUCUCUCGAAGCAGGUACGCCAAUCGAUGCGCAAAUCGAUGGUCCGGCGCGACUCGGCCGCUUCGUUCGGUCAUACCGCCGGUGGCUUUGGGAAUGGUGGGCCUGUGCCUCCUAUGCCUGGUUCGACGAGUUGGGAAAGGACACCGAACGAUCGUGCAAGCUUGGCGUCGAGACAUUCGAGUUCGUCCGGCAGUAGUGGGGCGAAUGCAACGGCGGGUGAGGUGGGGGCGGGUGAUUUGGCCGCUUUGGGAGCCGGAUUGAGGACGACGUCCGACGAUUCGGCUCGAUCGGUCGUUUCGUUGCUUGAACCGAUGGCGGAGAGCGCAGAGACGGGUCUGUCGAACGAGGACGUGGGCAAGAUGGCGCAUCCGAGACCGCCGCCACUCGAUCGAAGAGGAAGUCGGUUGAGCGUCGCCAGUUCCAAGUUGUCGUUGUACGAGCGACGCAAGUCGCGCGCCGAUUCGGAUGCGGCGAGCGUGUUGACGGUCGAUGAUGUGACGGCCGAGCUGGAGACGAGGAGGGCGAGCAUGUUGAGUUAUGCGGAGUCCCAGUCGGAUGAGAGUGAUGCGGGCGGGGAGGGGAGCGUGAAUGCUGGGUUGAGGCCGCCGAGUAUUGCCUUGUCGAUGGAGGAGGAGGUUGAGGAGGAAGAUUACGACGAAGACGAGGAUGAUGACCUGGAGGAGGACGAGGAGGAAGAUGAAGAGGUUGACAAGGCUGAUGAUGUAUCGAGUGAGUUUUUGCGUCGCCUUUCUUUUCUAGCUAGGUAGAGUCGCUGAUGCUGGCCGGGAAACUCACAGGCAAACCAGCGAUCAAGUGGAUCAAGGGCGCUUUAAUCGGUGCCGGAUCGUUCGGAUCCGUCUUCUUGGGUAUGAAUCCCAUGUCCGGGUUGCUCAUGGCCGUCAAACAGGUCGAAUUGCCGACCGGCAACUCGCACAACGAGGAACGGAAAAAGUCGAUGCUCGAAGCUUUAGAGCGCGAGAUCGAGCUGCUGAAGGAUCUUAGGCAUGAGAGUGAGUGACUCUAAAUCUGCCCAAGUCUCGGAUAUACUCAUUUAACUUUUUUCUUCUUUCGAUUGCAUAGACAUCGUGCAGUACUUUGACUCGUCGACGGACUCGACCCACCUCAACAUUUUCCUGGAAUAUGUCCCGGGCGGAUCCGUCGCCGCGCUCCUAUCCAACUAUGGCGCCUUCGAAGAAGCGCUAGUGUCCAAGUUCGUGCGACAGAUCCUCACGGGUUUGGCGUACCUCCAUGAUCGGGAGAUCAUCCAUCGCGAUAUCAAAGGUGCGAAUAUCUUGGUUGAUAACAAGGGCGGGAUCAAGAUCUCCGAUUUCGGGAUCUCGAAAAAGGUGGAAGACAGUACGUUCGCCUGCACGUUCAUCAGUUUUUUACAUAGGUGGAACGAGAGCACUGACAAAGUAAGGUGGGGCUUUAGACUUGCUUUCCGGAGCCAAAGUGCACCGUCCUUCGUUGCAGGGUUCGGUGUAUUGGAUGGCGCCCGAGGUCGUCAAGCAGACGUCGUACACGUCCAAAGCCGACAUUUGGUCGCUUGGUUGUCUGGUCGUCGAGAUGUUGACUGGGGCUCCACCAUGGGCCAAUUUGACGCAGAUGCAAGCCAUUUUCCGAGUGAGUUGCGUUUCUAUCCCGGUCUAUCCCGGACGCUGGCUCUGUGAGCUGACUCAGUAACUUGAUGACUCGACCCACUCAGAUCGGCUCGAGCGUCCGCCCGACGAUCCCAGACGACAUCUCCAACGACGCCGACGACUUCCUCGAACAAACCUUUGAAAUAGACCACGAAGCCCGGCCCUCCGCUCUCGAACUCUUGAGCCACGGUUUCAUCAAGGAUCCGGAUCAUACGAUGACGAGUCAACAGACGCCGACGAGGGCGACUUUUUCGCAGACGAACCAUCCGACGGGUUGA